UCAAAUCACAACGGAGGUGACGCGCGGGCAGAGGCGCCGCAUAAAAAUCCUCCCAAGACCUUCCCGAGCGGCUGUUAGCGUCCAAAAGUCGCGGAAACACUUUCACGUCGCCGAAAUGAGAAAGCUGUGACAGUCUGCGGACGUCUCACGGGCGUUUGGAGUAGCUACAGAAACCAGAAAGGAUUCGAGUCUUCCGAGCACGUCUGGACCCGCUAACGUGCACACAACACCGGGGAUAAAGCCACUUCUUUGCCCCCCCCCUCCUCCUCCUACACUUUGUUAGCUCCGAGUUCACCAUGCUGCCGAGCACGGCGCUUUACGCGGCGAAGAAACGGAAGAAGCCGGUCCAGAAAAUCCCCAAACCUCCACCUCCCGAUGGCGCCAAGUCCAACCCGUCGAAACGCCACCGUGACCGGCUCAACAGUGAGCUGGACAAGCUCACCAGCCUGCUGCCCUUCACCGAGGAGGUCAGGGCUCGGCUUGACAAGCUGUCUGUCCUCCGCCUCAGCGUCGGGUACCUGAAGGUCAAGAGCUUCUUCAACGCCACCAUGAAGAAGAGCCAGAACGGCUCCAGCUGGACCAGCGAGCGGAGCCUGAUGUUCGGGGGAAACAUCCAGAACGGGCUGACCACGUCCUCCACGACCACCUCCACCACCACCUCCUCUUCUUCGCCCUUCUCCUCCCAGGUGACCUCCAUCGACGGAGUCAGCUUCUCUGAAGGAGACCUGCUGCUCCAGGCGCUGAACGGCUUCGUGUUGGUGGUGACGGCUGAAGGUUACGUCUUCUACACAUCCCCCACCAUCCAGGACUUCCUCGGCUUCCAUCAGUCGGAUGUCGUCCAUCAGAGCGUGUUCGAGCUGAUCCACACAGACGACCGAGCUCUGUUCAGACGACAGCUUCACUUCGCCCUGAAGCCCAACAUGAGCCACCCCGACGGCACCGCGGAGAGCCCCAGUGACCAGAGCUCUGCAGAUAUCAGCACCAGUGUGAUGACCUACGACCCUCAGGCCAUCCCUCCGGAAAAUUCGUCUUUCCUGGAGAGGAACUUCUGCUGUCGUUUCCGCUGCCUGCUUGAUAACUCCUCCGGCUUCUUGGCCCUGAACUUCCGCGGCCGCCUGAAGCUCCUCCACGGUCAGAGUCGGGUGUCGGAGGACGGGACGUUGAUUCCCCCUCAGCUCGCUCUGUUCUCUGUCGCCACGCCGCUGCAGCCGCCGUCCAUCCUGGAGAUCCGCACCAAGACGCUCAUCUUCCAGACCAAACACAAGCUGGACUUCACGCCCAUGGGCAUCGACACCAGGGGGAAGGUGGUUUUAGGUUACAGUGAAGUAGAGCUCUGUAUGAUGGGUUCCGGCUACCACUUCCUCCACGCUGCAGACAUGAUGUACUGCGCUGAGAACCACCUAAGAAUGAUCAAGACCGGAGACAGCGGUUUCAGCGUCUUCAGGCUUCUGACCAAAACUGGGUCGUGGGUCUGGGUCCAGGCCAGUGCCAGGUUGGUCUUUAAGGGAGGGAAACCAGACUUCAUCGUGGCCCGGCAGAGAGCUCUGACAAAUGAAGAAGGAGAAGAACAGCUACGCCUCAGACGCCUGCAGCUGCCGUUCAACUUCGCCACUGGAGAGGCGUUGCUGUACGAUAUUGCCCCAACUGUUGACAUCCCCGAGUCGUGCUCUGCCCCGAAGCAGAGGAAGAUAGACAACUACUCCAUCAACCCCGACUCCAUCCUGGGCUGCAUGCUGAGCCAGGACCAGUCUAUCUACUGUGAACACAACAACGCCAACACCCUCAACUCCCUCAACGAUGUCGCCUUCAAGGACACCCACGCUACAGUCAACGUUCCUGGAGACAUCUGGCAGCACGCUUCGCCCAAACCUGUCGGGGGAAGUCUGGUGAAGUCGGAAGCCAUGGUUCAGGACAUGAUGGACACCCUGCAGCAGAUCCUCGGGGACAACAACCUCAUUGACACGCUGGACGUGGAGCCCGAGGAGCUCAAGAGCUGGGAGAGCACGCUGCUGAGGAUUAGCUCCAGCAGUUGCGAGCUGAGCGACGACCUGAACGACAUUCUCAGCAACGACAUCCUGUCUUAUGUAGAGGAGGAGCUCCAGAAGGAAGGUGGGCUCAAGCUGCCCGAUCAGCUUGAUGACAUACCAGCCUGCCUGUCAACUUUGGACCUCCAGAACCAGGAUCCUGACCCAACUGGGGAGCAGAGCUUCAGCUGGCCUCUGGAGCCUCAGAACCAGCUGAUACCAAACAGAGGGCAGAUGAUGACUGGACAACUAACUCCAGUCCUGGAGACAAUGAAACUGACCCACAUGGACUUUCCUCAGUUGAGUUCUUCCGGUAUAAACGGUCAAACCCUUCAGCAUAUCGCUUCCCAGCAAACACUCCCCGCUUCUGUUGGUCUUGGCAACACUGGGACUCCGGUGACCUUCAACCCCAACCCCUGUGCUCAAACACAGAAUCAGCCGAGGACCUUACAAGUCUCUGCCGAGGAAAACAACCUCGGAGCGUUCAGGCAAACCAAUCAGCUUCACCCCAAGCAAAUGCAGAACCACGUUCAGAUGGUGACGCCCAUGGACCAAAAUCUAGAAAUAGAGUUAAAUCCCGUGUUCAACUUUCCGGGAACCCAGUGGAGCUCCUCUGUCCCCAACUCAAACCCAGCUGACAACUUUGUACAAACAUACACCCAAAAUAUUUCAAAUGAAUCAGGGUUUACUGUAGAUCCUCCCUCGUCUAGCUGCUUACAGGGCAACUUUGCACUUCAGACACACAACAGUGAGAAUCAGAGACAGUCUUGGCCACUGGAGCAGAAUCAACAGCAGCUGAUCUCAAGUGGGCACCAACAAAUGGGCACCUGCCUCAACCAAAUUUCAGGAUUUCAAAGGAAUCCUCCUGCUGGAGUUGUUGCACCCCAAACCACUGUCAACGGCAGGCCAAUGUUCAGGACUCCAGACACUCCCAAUGUGCCAUUUCCUGUUCAGCAGGACUUGGAGCUACCAACCGGAGCACCGUCUAGCAGUUGUAUGUUUAGAAAUGCCACCCUGCCUGUGCCUGUAAACGGAGUGCGACUCAGUCAGGCGCCAUCCUGCCAGCGAAUGAACCUAGCCAGCGGCAACCAGAUCCCCUCAAAGCCCUCCUGUUUCUAUCAGGGUCUUCCCAGAGGAGGGUCUGUGUCGGCGAUGACGGCGAUACCAAAUCCUGAUGAGGCAGCGCUGUCCUGCCAAAUGGCCACCGGUCUGGACCUGAACGGCCUGCUGGUGCAACAACAACAGUAUCUUAAUUUCGGCGAACAGACGCAGAUCAACAGCCUUCCAGUCGAGUCCAAUCAAGGUUUCCCCUUCGCCUCGCUGCCCGAUGGGAAUGCAUACUACUCAGAGAACAAAUAGGAAUCAGCCGCUGUGACUUCUGGACGGCAGAGGAUCCCAACUCGGACUGAAACAGCAGUUUAAAGGAAACAGUAGACUCCUGUCUCUAAACAUUAAAGUGGGGUAGACUGAAAAACAGAAAUGUGCCCCGAAAAGGACGAGGAGACACAACAGGAAGUCUCUCCUUCCAUUUUUUUCUAAUUAGGAAACAGUGACGAAAGCUUUAAAAGUUCAAGUUUUUAAGGAUAGCCGGCUUUUGGUCGUGGAAGAGAAGUCUCAAGAGGAAAUUGGAGUUUGUUUUGUUUUUGUCGAAGCUGGAUAUAUCAAAGAAGGGUGGAUUCCUUUCUUGGAGCUGGUUGGAUUAUACCAAAAAGAAAGAAAAAGAAAAUGGAUAACCUAAAUCAGUGAUUUGUUUCAUUCAAUUGUGAUCAAGUUUGAGAAAUCCCAACACAAGCACAUCUGGCAAACCAAAUUUAGGAUGUGUGAUGAUUUUUCUACCCCGUUGGUGGAUGAAAAGUUUGGCUGCAGCCCAACUGGUUUCAUCAGCCAAUCAUCAAACAGCAAGGCUGUAUUGUCUCACUUGUUCCCAGCAAUUUGGCCAAAGAAGAAGAACAUUUAAGUCAGUGGCUGCUUUAAUCGCAUUGCUUAAGUAAUUGACUGUGGUGGUUUGUGUGUUUGGUGGGAAUAUUUAGAUGUAUGGGAGAAGUUCAGAGAAGCGGAUGUGUGCUGCUCUUUAUCGGAGACGGGGAAGUUAACCAGACGUGCAUUGGCCAAAACAACCAAUUAGUCCUCAUCACUGAAGGCUUUUCUAUUGUAAAACCAAAACAUACUGUUUUUAAAAACGCUUACGAUAAACCAUAAGUUUCGACAGAGCUGAAAUAGUUUGACAGAAGAAAAUUCAGCAACUCUUUUGACAGUCCACUAAUCGUUUAUGUCAUUUUUCAAGCAAAAAUACCAAAAAUUAUCUGGUUCUUGAGUCUCAAAUAUGGAGAUUUGCUUAAAUCUCUUUGGAUUGUUGGUCAAACACAACUAGAGAACUGCAGACAUCAAAAAAGUGUGAUGGGCAUUUUAUUCGUUUGUUUGUUUUAUUUUCUCUCAUUUUUCUUCUCACCUUCAUGCCGUCAUUCUGGCUCAUUACUGCCCCCUGAGGCCAGAAGGCAGAAAACAACAACCGCUCAAAAUGCGGUGCUCACGUCGCACGGCUGAGACCGUAAUUACAAGCCGCCGAGACGGAAAAAUCUGUUCACGCCGAUCUCCGAGUUGUAAAGUCGAGACCGAGAUAACGACAGUAUACGAACUAAAAAAGUGGCAUCAAACCUGCGGCAAAAUGCUGGCAGUUACAUCUUUACAGACCCCAGUCUGGAGUGGGUCCCUGUUUUCUACGUAUCAUACAGCACAGUCCUACCAAUAGUUUCACGCUAUUUGAGCGACCUGCAGGUGGCGGUAAUGUGCCGAAUAUGCUGCAGAGUGCCGGCGAAGACGGGGAAGAAGAAAACUGCGAGCGAGGAAAACGUGCUGGAUUUAAAAUACUUAAUAAAAGCCGGCUUUGCAAAUGUUUUAGGAGGAAAGAAAUGCAAUUCAGGGUUUAGGAUACACAGAGUCACACUGAAUAUAAACAUAGCUUUGCAAGACAACAGCCUCAGGGUACCUUUAAUUCAGCAAAUUAAAAAUGUGGCCCACCCCAACUACAGCACGCCGAGAGCAGCUAAUUCUGCGGGCAUCACGUGAAUAGCGGGCGUUUUUUUUUUUUUUAAAUUCUUCCAUCGGCCACAAGAGGCAGCAAUGAGCCUGUUCCACGUCCAAAAAACAAACUCGGCCCCAAAAAAAGUGACACUUAGGUUUAUUCAGACGAGCUUUCUAACAUUUACGUGAGCAAAGACCCCCAGGAUGAGGACUAAAAAAAACCUCUGGUUAAUUCCCUCAGCCUUACUGUUACCGCUGACUCGGACAAUCCCAAACGUUGCCCCUAGACUGAGGAAGGCUGAAACAACCUCAUGUUAAUCCUCUGCCGGCUCUGACGCACAAACACACACCACACCUGCUCCCGAAAAUUCUCUCUUUUUCUACUUUGAGCUCUCAGAAGGAUGAAAUAUAUCUACUUCCUUGUUUUUCUGUUUUUUGUCCCUUUGAAACUGCGUUUUGAUCUAAGUUCAUUUCAACUCUUUACUGAGGGAGGUUUGCUUUUC
Messenger RNA from Xiphias gladius (swordfish), 5548 nucleotides. Its product is annotated as aryl hydrocarbon receptor-like. Gene Ontology annotation, molecular function: protein dimerization activity; transcription cis-regulatory region binding; nuclear receptor activity. Gene Ontology annotation, cellular component: nucleus; aryl hydrocarbon receptor complex. The transcript is spliced from 12 exons. Gene Ontology annotation, biological process: regulation of transcription by RNA polymerase II. The coding region runs from base 297 to 3383 and encodes 1028 amino acids. NCBI's taxonomy places the organism in Eukaryota, Metazoa, Chordata, Actinopteri, Istiophoriformes, Xiphiidae. The record is from RefSeq and is a predicted model, not a curated record.